UAAAGCUCGACAAACAAUUGUGUAAGAGUGCGAAGACGUCUGGGCGCAGGAUACAUAAUUUGCUUGUGUCGCUUCUUUAGUCCGGUCAGCUGCAGACAUGUUUCUUUUGCAGGUGUGUGCUUCAACCAGCAGACGACUUCUUUCUCAUGGUCGAGCUGUGGACUCUGCAUUUACUGGGUGUUCACGGGCAGCCAGUGGAUUGGUGAAGGACAAGGAGCCGCUGAAGAAAGCCAAAACCCCUCAGGGUCGGUUUGACACCCCGGAGGAGAAGCAAAAAGAGGUUCUGCAAAAAUUCCCUGAUGAUGUAAACCCUGCAACCAAGGAGAAGGGGGGUCCCCGGGGCCCAGAACCAACGCGCUAUGGAGACUGGGAGAGAAAGGGCCGCUGUGUUGACUUUUAGAUUAUUAUCUAUAAAGUGGUUUUAUUAUCAUUGAUUGUGUUUGCUGUACUCUGGGAAUCUGAGUUUCUGUUCAGAAGAUGAGAAUAAGACAGGGAUAUAAACUGUUUCUUACUAUCACUGUGUAAACUCUUACAGGGAACAAAAACGAUUACAAAAACAAUUUGUUUGGCAUAAGUAGCUUGAUUUACACAAAAUGUAUCAUGUCUCUUACUGCUGGCUUUUGUGGUUGUCAAAGAAAAUGCCAUCCAUUAUCACCGAUAUAUGUGACGCUUCAAGACACAUUUUGCACAUUGAUGGUGUUUGGUUGCAUGUGAGAGUGAGACAUUAGAGUGCUGGUCCUAUUAAGCUUUUUCGUUUUGUCAACGAGUAUGAAAGAUGAGAUUAAUUAAAGGACAGAUUGUUCUGUU
This is a messenger RNA of Labrus mixtus (cuckoo wrasse), 807 nucleotides long. RefSeq names its product succinate dehydrogenase complex assembly factor 4 (gene sdhaf4). Lineage: Eukaryota; Metazoa; Chordata; Actinopteri; Labriformes; Labridae. Gene Ontology annotation, biological process: mitochondrial respiratory chain complex II assembly. Bases 98 to 400 code for a protein of 100 amino acids. Gene Ontology annotation, cellular component: mitochondrion. The record is from RefSeq and is a predicted model, not a curated record. The transcript has 3 exons.